AUGGACACCCUGACCAAGAAGACCCUCGACGUCUCACGUUCGUUGACAUACACAUACUAUCACCAUCCGCCAGCCCAGCCAGAGAACCCAACUGUUCUAUGUAUCCAUGGCUUCCCCGACGAGGCCGCUGAAUGGGCCGACCUAGCCACUACUCAUCUCAUCCCGGCUGGCUACGGUGUCAUUGCUGUCGACUGCCUGGGCUAUGCUGGCACAUCCAAGCCUCUUGACCCUGCUAUGUACGCCUUCGAACACAUGACCAAGGACCUUACAGAGAUUCUUGACAACGAGAAGCUGCANAAGGUCGUCUCGCUAGGCCAUGACUGGGGCUGUGCAUUUGCCCAAAGAUUCUACAACUAUUAUCCCGAUCGUGUUCUUGGACUCGUAAUGGUCAAUGUCGCCUACACUCCUCCCAGUGAUCAGCGCUUCGAUCUGGACGCAGCCAACGAGAUGACCAAGAAGAUAUUCGGUUACCCUACUCUUCCUUACUGGCACUUGAUGGCCAGCGAGAACGGCUACAAGGUUCUUGACGAGCAUCUUGAGAGCUCUUUCACUGUUCUCCAUGGUCCCCCAGCAAGUUGGCUGGACACAGUCUGCAAGGAGGAUGGUCUGAAGGAUUUCUUGCUCCAAGACAAGAAGCAAGAGACUGAACCUUAUGCCACCGAAGAGAUGAAGAAUGCGUUCAUCACUCGCUUCAAGCGCGAUGGAUUUGCUGCACCAACGUGUUGGUACAAGGCUGCGGUGGGCGGUAUUCAGAGCUUUGAAGCCAAGAAGGUCAAGGCGAUUACUGUUGAGGUGCCUUCGCUCUUCGUUGGCUUUGACAAUGACAAGGUGUGCCGUGCAGAGGCAAUUGGUAUGGCCAUGAAGAACGGUCUNUUGCCUAAGCUUACGAAUGUCACCCUGGAGGGUGGUCACUGGGGUCUGCACGCCAAUGCUGAGAAGUUUGGCAAGACUGUUGUUGAAUGGUUGAAGAAGGAACUCUGGCUAUCACGAGACAGCAGUUCCCGACUGUGA
Molecule: messenger RNA, 1011 nt
Organism: Aureobasidium musti
Lineage: Eukaryota; Fungi; Ascomycota; Dothideomycetes; Dothideales; Saccotheciaceae
Source: the annotation of a GenBank genome assembly